Molecule: messenger RNA, 2287 nt
Organism: Amorphotheca resinae ATCC 22711
Lineage: Eukaryota; Fungi; Ascomycota; Leotiomycetes; Helotiales; Amorphothecaceae
Exons: 4
Coding region: 79-2091 (670 amino acids)
Biological process (GO): mitochondrial glycyl-tRNA aminoacylation
Cellular component (GO): mitochondrion; cytoplasm
Molecular function (GO): ATP binding; glycine-tRNA ligase activity
Source: RefSeq, a predicted model, not a curated record
GUGCCGUUCUACUUCUCGCGGAUCAAUUCCUUCAAUCAACAAUCUGCACGCUGAUUGCCUGCUGGGGACUAUCGAGCCAUGGCGGUACUUACAACGCGCAGUGGUGGCGCAUUCGACCGCACACCCUUCGAGGCACUAGUUAAACGUCGACUGUUCUACACUCCGUCUUUCGAAAUAUACAGAACUGCGAGCGGUUUCGUGGGAGACACUAAGGGACUUUUUGAUUAUGGCCCCCCGGGCUGUGCACUGCAGGCGAAUAUAGUGGAUACCUGGAGGAAGCACUUCGUGCUGGAGGAGAAUAUGUUGGAGGUCGAUUGCACUGUUCUUACGCCAGAAGAGGUAUUCAAGACCAGCGGACAUGUGGACAAAUUCUCGGAUUGGAUGUGCAAAGAUUCCAAGAACGGCGAUUAUUUGCGGGCAGAUCACCUCAUUGAGAAUGUCCUGGAGGCCAGAUUGAAGGGGGACAAGGCUGCUCGGGGCGUAUCGACAGAAGAAGACAAAGAGAAGGAUAAUGACCCCGCCAAUGCAAAGAAAAAGAAGCGUGCCGUGAAGGAUGUGAAGGUGGUCAAGUUGGAUGAUGACGUUGCUAGGGAGUAUGAGGAGAUUCUUGCGCGGAUUGAUAACUACGAUGGAACAGAACUGGGACAGCUCAUAAAGAAGCACGAUAUACGAAACCCAGACGGGAAUAACGAAGUCCUUCCACCCGUUCCAUUCAACCUAAUGUUCAAAACGUCGAUUGGUCCUAGCAGUGGUUCCAUAGGCUAUCUCCGACCUGAAACAGCACAAGGUCAAUUCGUCAACUUCAAGAAACUUCUAGAGUUCAAUCAAGGCACUAUGCCAUUCGCUUCUGCAUCGAUCGGCAAGUCAUAUCGAAACGAAAUUUCGCCGCGAACUGGCCUUCUGCGGGUACGAGAGUUUCUCAUGGCCGAAGUGGAACAUUUCGUCGAUCCAGAGGGCGGUAAAAAGCAUGUAAGGUUCGACGAAGUAGAAAAUAUGGAAGUUCUACUCCUCGACCGGCAUACACAACUGGCUGGCAACACCGAAACCAAGGUCAUGACUAUUGGCGACGCGGUCAAGUCUAAAGUAAUAGACAACGAAACACUAGGCUAUUUCGUAGGCAGAAUACACAUGUUCCUCGAGAAGAUCGGCGUCGAUAUGAAAAAACUACGAUUCCGCCAACACAUGGCCAACGAAAUGGCCCACUACGCUGCUGACUGUUGGGAUGCGGAGCUCCUGACGAGCUACGGCUGGAUUGAGUGCGUAGGAUGUGCAGAUCGUAGCGCCUACGACUUGUCAGUCCAUUCUAAGCGAACCGGAGAAGCUUUGGUCGUUAGAGAGGCGCGAGAGCAUCCACUGAAGAUAGAAGAAUGGCAGGUGGACAUAGACAAAAAGAAGCUAGGCCCGAAGUUUAGAAAAGGCGCCAAGGCAGUGGAAGAAGCUAUAGAAGCUGUCACGCAGCAGCAACGAGAGACCUUCCAUGAGAUUCUAAAGAAAGACGGGGUCAUUACCAUAGAUGUGCCUGGUCUUCCCGAAGGGAAGGCGGAUCUUGACAAGAGCCUAAUUGACAUCGUACGGCGGACCAGAGUCGAAAAUACUAGAGAUUAUACCCCAAACGUCAUCGAACCAUCAUUUGGAAUUGGUCGGAUACUCUACUGUCUCUUGGAACAUACAUACUGGCAUCGUCCGGGAGACGUAGCUCGUGGGGUUCUUUCAAUACCUCCAUUGGUUGCUCCAACCAAAGUACUCCUAGUUCCUUUAUCAAGAUCGCCGGAAUUCAAGCCAUAUGUGAAGAAGCUCUCAUCACGUCUUCGCACCCUUGGCAUCUCUCAUAACGUGGAUGAUUCAUCAGCAAGUAUUGGCAAGCGAUAUUCUCGAAACGAUGAACUCGGCACCCCGUUUGGCAUCACCGUGGAUUUCGACACAGUAAAAGAUGAGACCAUCACACUACGGGAAAGAGAUACUACCAAACAAGUACGAGCAUCAGUCGAUGAUGUACUAGGAGCCGUGGUGAAUUUGGUAAAUGGCACUGAGAUUUGGGCGGAUGUAGUCAAGAGAUUGCCGGAGUUCGUGGGGCAAAGUGAGGAUGAAUAGCCAGGCUAUUGGUUUCGUUAAGUAAUACAGAACAUCUGAGUCUCGUCCUAUAAAAUAGUGUUUGAGUUCGUUUUUUGUACAGGACUUGCCCUAGAGAUGUCUUCGAGCCUUCUCUCCGCCAACUAGGCCAGUACCUGACCACCGGUAACUUGUCCAACGUGUGCAUAAUGCAACGCGUACGUGUCGUUAUUUCCAU